Messenger RNA from Amoebophrya sp. A25, 4699 nucleotides. The record is from the annotation of a GenBank genome assembly. Lineage: Eukaryota; Dinophyceae; Syndiniales; Amoebophryaceae.
AUGAGGUCGGGACCGAGGAAAAUCAAACGGAUAGUCAGCCUCGUGCUUUGGCCACAACAGAUUUCACCCCCGAUUCUAGCUUUAUGAAUAUAUGUGAACAUCAUCGUCCGUGGUGAUGAAAAUGAUGCUCACCAUUCCAAUUCUUUCAUGUUGUUCAUCAAGUUAGUGUCUCUUUCUCUGCCUGAAGGAUAAUUAAUCAAGGACGAAGAGUACAGGAUCGCUGCUUCCUCUAAUCGCGAUUGGCAUCGUGUUUUAUUUCGGGAUUCUGGCAAAUUUGUUGUUGCGUUCGACUUCAGUCGAAACGGCGAGGAACGAACUAAUCCAGAAUGCAGGGACAACCGAUGAACAUCAAGCAGAACAGAGCUGGUGGGCUUCGCUCACCUUUUUUGUAAGUGAGACAUUCGUCUUAUGGCUCGAAAGCUGCUCAUUAUUUCUCGAAAUCUUCUUGCUUUCAUAAUUCACACAGAGAACAUGAACCAACAAGGAGUAGAUCUUCUUGUUGAUGCAUUGAUAAUUAUGCUUCAUCCAAUGCGGAGACAACCCGGCUUAAAUGAUGCGUCAACUUUUCAUUUGAGGUUAGGCUCGACCUCGAGAACACGGAAAUUUAGAAAUCUUUUUAGAUCGUUGUUUCAGGUAUGUAUGAUGCUGUGGCUGUGGAGCUGCUCUUCUAACAGCUGGCGCAGUAGCUAAGGGGCCCCAGGAUUUUGUGUGGUAUUUCGAGACUCGGCAAUGGACGCAGUCGAUGCAGCCGCACUACAUUGCUGUAACCGCUGCUGCGUACUUUCUGUUGUAUUGGUACGCGACCUUUGGCGCGACCCUGGCUGCCACGAUCCUUGUCAUGCUUGCCAUACUCACGAAGGUGAUAAUCCUGCUAGCGUUUCGCCUCGUGUUUUUCCUGGAGUCAACAACUAGUUCGACUAGAGGAGCUACUGUGAGUCGCAAUCGCCGCGUCGAUGAGCAACCCGAUUUGGCUCUAUCAACAUCUUUGAGGUCGAGCGCCUCCUCGUCGCUUUUCCCGCCCCGCUCUUUAUCGAUAUCCCAGAAGCUCCAUCGAACCGGCAGCCUUGCAAUUGCGUGCCUGAAGCAUUCCCUGUGUCUUCGCUUUUUGACGCCUGCCGGUGCUUGGGCCGAGUGCAGCGGUGAACAACAGGAGGAGCAACAGCUGACCACGCGUGAUCAUGGUAAAAGUCCGACGACUCGCAGGCAAGAAGAUUCUACUACGGCGUUGAACAUCGAGCUGAUUCCAGUACCUGUCAGGAAGUGGCUAUUUAUUGCCACUUUCUUGGUGUGCCGAGCGUUUGUCCAAACCUUGCUCUUCGUUCUGUGCCCUCUUUACCUGCUUCUGCUCGUUCUGGGUACUUUUACUGCAGUUCGAUCCGCGUACGGGUUCUGGUCACGUUGGCUUUUGGCUGGCGACACGGCGACGGCUGAUACAGCAAGCAGUGAUAUGGCGACCUUAUUGUCCUAUUCCGGUGUGUCAGCGGCGUACGGCGUUGAGGAGAUGCCCGCUGCUCUCUUCGUGCCCUUCGGAACGCUUUCCGGUUUUCAUAGUGCGCUAGUACCUUUGUCCCGCUGUGCCGUGCUGACUCUAUUUCAUGCUAUCCUCCCGCUGUCCUUGUUCGCACGUGCGCGACUACUGUGGCGCCGCCUGCGAGAAGUUGAUGACCGAGUCGCCGAUGUUGUUGAUGCGUGUCCGCUAGUCGUACAAGAGGGUCAAGGUGGUCAACGCGCUGGCAUCAUAAAAGAUGCCGACAAGUUCGCGGGUGAACAUGAACAAGAGUGUGAAAAAAUCGGCGACGUAAUCCUGGACCAUCUGGUUGAUGUAAGCGACGUGAUCAAUUUCAACGAUAACAUCAACGCGCUAGGAUACGCGGAACGACCGGCACCGCGCGAGAAAAAUUAUGAUCCUGAGGAAAAUCAUUUUGGUCAUGUUGAUCACAAUCGUCGAACGAAUGAAAAAACGAUGAAGAACGAUAAAGACACGAGGAGGUUUGCAGGCGUCGAAGGCCUGCAAGGAACACUUAACUCUAGUAAUUCAAAUUACAACGGGUUAUCCACAUCCUCAUCUCGCCCGGCACCGCUAGAGUUCGUAGACUUUUGUGCGGGGAUGAUGUGCCGAUUGGUUGUGCAUGUCUCGUCCAUGUGGAAUGACCAUGAUCGCUUCGAGACAGUGCAGAGAGAACUUCUUUUGCCACACCUACCCUUUCCGUCCCUCUUUUUGGCUUGGAUCAGCGAGGUGGUGAUGCGCGCAGUAAGGUUUCUUCAACAGGCGUGGAGCAGCAGACCAGGAAAUCUCAGAGCAGGAGAAGAUCAGGCAUUGUCGCAGACGUCGACUAGAGAGUUGCAGAGUGUCGUUGCUGUUUCCCUCCAGGGAGCUGAAGAGAAUAGCCAUGAUAACUCGAUGCGCUCAGGCUUCCAUUCUCCUACCCCGUCCUAUCAUCGCGACGAGGACGACGACGAAUUGUCACGACAAACGCCCGCGGGUGGAGCUGGUCGCGGUGAUGCGCAGAAGCACAGGACGCCUGGCACGCCUGAUAGCUUUGGAGACGACGACGACUAUCUCACUACAAAAGGUCUCGUGGCCUCUAGCAGCAAAGGUGACGCGAGUUCUAGUUCUACCAGAAUACGCUUAUCACGUGGAGGAGGUGAGUAUCUUCCAGAUGGACCUGAAACACGACACGAUCAAGCGCGAGGCGAGUCCGAUACAGUGUCCCAUAACAAGAACUAUAAUGCGCACGUUCUGCAAGUCCUUACUUGUUCCUCCGCGCUUUUAGGUCGGGAAUCCUCUGCCACUGUGCGUUCGGCUCCCUACGAUUGUGGCGGAGAGUCUAGCACUGAGGCAGCUUGUCGCCAACGCUUGGAGACCUUUUGUGGCGGCGGUCCCAGGAGAAAGGCAGCCGCCUCAUUCAUCGUCGCUGCCGUUAAAUCACUCGUCUGCCGGCCUUUGUGCCUCUUCGCGUUCCUUGCUCGCAAGAGCGUUUGUCGAUCCAGGCGAGUCCUCCGGUUCACUCUUCUUGGCUAUUUUUCAAUCGCAGUUUUGCUUACCCUUAUCGGUCGCGCUGCGGUGUACCCGCUGGCAUUCGACCGAUUUUACUUCGUCCCGUCCCAUAUCGCAAUGCUUCUCGUACGAGACCCAACCCCGCUAGGCGCAGCCGCUCGUCGGUAUCUGGAUUUAGUUCCGAAUGGACAGAAUGAUGUAACUGAUUUCGAGCUUGCCAGAAAAUCGUUUCCCUUCGGUUGUAGCCAUGUAGUUUCAGCUGCGUCUCGAUUACAAAGGAACCAGGAUGAGCGGGACGCGCUGUCACCGGGAGCAUCGAUUCUGUGCGAAUUCUACAAGAAGCAGGAUGCUUCUCUUCAUGUUCAGACGAGUCCUGACGCGACUACGGCACGACAGCAGCAGGAAGGGCCUACACCUGCAAACACGCGAAAAACAGCGUACUUCUUGUUCCAUGGAAAUGCAGCGGGAAUAGAGAUGAGCUUCAAUGAAGCGUCCCAAGUGUCCGCACGGUUCUUCCCAGACGAGCAAGUGGAUGCCUACCUUCACACCUACUCUGGGUACCGAAGUAAUGUACGCGACACGGAACAUGUCACUGACGCAACGCGCCUUCAACUUCGUGCAGCAAUCCUCCUUCGUGAGGGCAUUUUAAAGCACGACGCGAACGCGCGGAUCGUGGUCCAUGGGAUUUCGGUGGGCUGCUGUGUCCUGGCGGGAGCACUCAAUCUGCUGGAUGGUACCUACCACUGCAUGCCGCAGCUUGCUUGUACUGAUGUGGAACUACUACAUUCAUAUUCUAUUGAUACUAGAAGUAAAGGUAAUGUGGAACUAAUACAUGUUCAUGCUGCUUCUACUUGUCUAUUUCACGCAGAUACUCUUCUAAAGCGCAUCACGCAUGUGGUUUUCGAAGCGCCGUUCGAUUCUGCUCGAACCAUUUUUUUGCGAAAGACGUUCUUUUUGUUGUCGCCUUGGUUGUGGUUCUUUCCUGGCCAGGAAGAGAGCACUGUAGACAACUUGGCAGCCGCAGUGAGCAGGCGAGCUUUUCAAGCAAAGGUCAUCGUGAUUGAAAAAGAAUACGACGAAAUUGUGUAUGCAGAUAUGUCAGCGCAUAUCGCUUCUCGAGUGGAUGCCAUCCGGACAGAACGUUUGGCGACGAUGGGGGACCCGCUCCGCAAAAAGUACCACUGUCCGGAUCUGCAUGGGCGAGGAAAAACUCUAGAUCGAGAAGCGAUGCACGAUGCUGGAAACCAACAUCGUCGGAAGCUCUUGCAGCUUGCAGAUGAUCAACUUCAACAUGAAGUUGAAAAUCAUUAUCAGGUCGACUCAGCUUCACCUUCAGCAGCAACAAGAAUUUUAGUGGAACGCAUGAAUCCACGCUCGGAUCAGCGAGGCACAAUUCUCGAAACAGAGGAGAGCGAUAGCGCAGGAAAUGCUGCACCGCUUUCAUGCUCUUUUCCUCCUGCGCUCCUAGUGCAACGAUAUGCAUCGCACAACUCUCUAAUCGUAAACAAAGCACAGGAUAGCGAAGAGUUUCGAAUCUACAGAACAUUCCUGCGUGAUGAGGAACUCUCGUCUUAGCCUUAGGUACUCCACGAACUUUUUACAUCAACAAACAAGAUACAGGUGUUGCAAAAGAAACGAAAAUCAUGAAAGCAAGCGGCCUUGCUAGUAGAGAUGCAACGGGUGGUAAUCGGAGAUUGAGAC